AUGGAGGUGCUCGACCACGCGCAGCUGGAGUCCGGCUCGCCGCCUUUGCAGUGCUGCUGCGGCAGCGCAGACUGCGUCCACCUCAAGAAGAACUGCUCCAUUCUCGAAGCUGUUGAGAAGGAUGUGCAUACAGCUGCCCAGUUAGGCAAGGCCCUACUUGCUAGGCACGAAGCCUACAUGGCCGACGCAGAACUGGACAGGCAGCGACUCAACGGCCGCAUAGAUCGCCUGCAGCUGGACAAGCAGGAGCUAGAAGCCAACAAUGCCGCCAAGGUCGAGGAGAACAAUGAGCUCAUCGAGCAGCUCGAGCUACUCAACACCACAAUCUUUGACUCCGACGCCAAGAUCAAAAGCCUCGAAGCAAGCCUUCUCUCGUCGCAACAAGCCAUCCGCCGCCUCGAGAGCGCCGCCGCCCGUGCCGCCGAGGCUGACCAGCACCUCAAGAUUCUGGAAGAAGAGCAGGACAAACUCACGGGGGAGUUGAAAGCUACCAAGGAGGAAGCUCGCACUCAUGCGCAGCGAUUUAAAGAGGCACAGCGGGAGAUCCUCGACAUGCAAGAUCAGCUCGUGCGCAUGGAGAAGGAGGCCAUUCUGGAGCGACAACGCCACGAUGAAAUGAUGGAAAAGGUUGAGCGCCAGCGUGAGGUGGAGAAGCAUCUGGAUGUUGCCGCCGUGCGGCUCAAGGGCGCCGCGGCUUCAAAAUCAAUCACCGAACACCGACAGGGGAAUAAAAUCGUCGGCCACUUUGUGCGGGACCUGCUACAGGACAAUGCAAACCUGCAGCUGGGCAUAGCCGAGCUAAGGGAAAUGCUCAUCAGCUCCAACGAUGAGAUACAAGUGCUGCGAGAGCAGCUCAUGUUUCACCAACCCCUUACCGACGGCUUCAGCCCUGCCUCGACUCUCAAAGCAGAACUGGAACCUUCCCUGUUUGAAAACUCGAGGCCGCCGCAAGAGUUUCACAUUCACCACCACUACCACGUUGCCAAGCAAGAUACUAGGAAGCCGAAGAAGAAGCGUCAGGGCUUGUUGCCCGGCAUUUUUACACCUCCAGCGGCAAUCUCUAGCAGGGCGUCCUCUCCGGGCCCCGAAUUCCAGCGACGCCUGGUGUCCUCUCCCACUCGCCCGGUUCUCUCCCACACCAGCGGCGAAACAACGCCCAUCAAGGCCAGCUCCUCAACAUGGCACGAAUUUUCCACCCCAUCGGAAAUGUCCUCCUCCCUUCCGACUUCUCCCCGCAUUUUCGAUCAUAGUGAAGCUGAGACAGGCUCUCUCAUGUCGCCCACUACAAGCUACGACCCCAUGUCUCCUACUUGGCGCGCUUCACAUAGAAAGCGUGCUUCUGCAGCCUCGUCCUGCAGCUUCCAGUCUCUCUCAAUCAUUGAUAUUGAGCCCGGCACCGCUGGAAUCCAAACACCAAACCCUUUCAGAUUUAGCAGCGGCGUCAUCCACGAAGAGGACGAAGAUGCACAUACUAGUCCGCCUGCCACUGCGGCCGAGCAAGACGCUCCCAAAGACGAGUCGGCGGAAGAAGAUGAUGAUGCCAAUGAAACUACAAAUGCCGCCGCCGCCAUACCGAUCGCCGCGCCUAGUUCAAGGCUGCGCCAUGUAGCGUCUCAUGAAUCAAUCAUGUCGCUAUCGGGCGGUCUCGAUAUCCACACACUCCAGAUCCGACCAAGCCAAAUGACCCUCCGCCCGCUCGGCGGAGCUGAUGCCGUCGUCACCGGCGUCAUUGCCCAGCCGACAAUGUCGACCAAAUACUCGAAGCGUAGCGAUGCCGCCCUGCGCGAUAACUUUGCCGGCUUUCAAAUACCCAAGAGAAGCUCUACACCGACGUCGGACAUGUCGGCUUCGUCCUCGCAAACAUCUCGCAACGGCGCCGGAGGCCUUGGCAAAUGGGUUGGGUGGCGACCAUGGGGAGGAGCAGGUGCCGUCAGUCAAAGCCUGCCCAGGGCAGCGGAGAAAGCACCACCUAAACCACCUCCUAGAGCCCCUGGUAUUAACCAGCCCGGUGCGAUUCCCGGCUUCCAAGAGUACUGGGCAUCACAACAACGGAAAGGCGCCCCAUCCAGAGUAGCGGCAACAACUGAGACCAUCGACAAUGGCGCUUUGUCCUAA
Molecule: messenger RNA, 2115 nt
Organism: Trichoderma harzianum CBS 226.95
Lineage: Eukaryota; Fungi; Ascomycota; Sordariomycetes; Hypocreales; Hypocreaceae
Exons: 2
Coding region: 1-2115 (704 amino acids)
Source: RefSeq, a predicted model, not a curated record